Coprinopsis cinerea okayama7#130 is the source of this 2097-nucleotide messenger RNA. Its product is annotated as GTP-binding protein. NCBI's taxonomy places the organism in Eukaryota, Fungi, Basidiomycota, Agaricomycetes, Agaricales, Psathyrellaceae. Gene Ontology annotation, cellular component: nucleolus. Gene Ontology annotation, molecular function: GTP binding. The record is from RefSeq and is a predicted model, not a curated record. The transcript has 8 exons. The coding region runs from base 1 to 2097 and encodes 698 amino acids.
AUGCCUCGUAUUCGGAAAAAGACAUCGAAACGGGUGUCGCUCAAGCACCGGGCAAGCAUCCAGAAGAAGGUCAAGGAGACUCGGAGGAAGAGGGCCAGGGACGCGAAGAAGAAUCCCCAAUGGAAGUCUAAGCAUCCCAAGGAUCCCGGUAUUCCCAAUGAGUUCCCCUACAAGGACGAGAUCUUGGCCGAAGUUCAAGCACAACGACGAGCUGCAGCCGAAGAAAAGGAACGCAAAAAGGCCGAAAAAGCUGCUGCUCGCGCGGAGGCAAAAUCUGCGCGUGCAGACGAGGAUGUUUCCAUGGAUGAAGACGAGGACGAACUCCCCGCCGGCAAGAAUAAACUCGACGUUGGAGCUGAGGCUAUUGCUGGUCUGGCUGCCCAGGCUGUUAAAGGGCAGUUGAAGGAGGUAGAGGACGAGGAUAUCGAAGUCGAGGAGAGCGAUGGGGAAGAGGUCCCGAUUCUCAUCAAUCGCGACCUCCCAACGUUCGAGUCGGUGCUAGAAGCAGCAGAUGCGAUUGUGGAAGUUGUGGAUGCUCGGGACCCACUUGAAACGCGGAGCCAGUUCUUGGAGGAAUACGCGGCGGAGAAAAACAAAAAGUUGCUGUUGGUGCUGAGCAAGAUUGAUACUUGCCCGAGAGAAUCAGUUUCGGGCUGGUUGUCGCAUCUUCGAUCCCAGCAUGAAGCGGCGUUCCCAUUCCGAGCUUGCUCGGCUUUCAUCCCUUCAAACCCUGCUGAGGCUCCGUCCCAGCCAAUACCACCUAAAGGAAAAGGGAAAUCGACGGUUCCGUUGAGCGACGCUUUGGGUGUAGACUCAAUUCUCGCUUGCCUCGGCCAGUGGGCACAACAAAAGAAAGACACGAAAUCUGAUUCAGAGGCGCCCUAUACCAUUGCUGUGGCGGGGAUCACCAACGUUGGAAAGAGUUCGUUCAUCAAUUCCCUAUUGAAACAGUCGGCGUUGCCUGUCUAUACCCAGGCGAGCGCAUCAAGAGGGCCCACAACGACUGAGCUGCCCCAAGAGGUGACACUUGAAUCCAAUGGCCAGUCCCUACGGAUAAUCGAUACUCCUGGUGUUUCGUUCAUUUAUGAGACGGAUGAUGGCCUCAGCGGUUCCCUAGCGAGGGGCCGCGACAUCUUGUUGCGAAGCAGGGGAAGGAUCGACAGGCUCAAGGACCCCUCUCCGCCGCUGGACCACAUUACUCCAAGGUGCAAUCACGAAGACCUGAUGUUGCUGUACAAUCUCCCGGCGUUUGCCAAGGGCGACCAGACGGCCUUCCUAUCGGGCGUUGCGAGAGCCCAUCAGCUUGUUAAGAAGAGAGGAGAUCUAGACUUGGCAGGUGCUGCGCGGACAGUGCUUCGCGAUUGGAGCACUGGUAAAUUCGCUCGAUAUGCUCUUCCGCCACCGCCUUCAGCUUCGAAGGAUCCCGCCGCCGCCAGCGAGUCCGGACAGGACGCGUCAACGACAGAGUGGCUCCGAAAACUUUACGCGAAUGAUGAGGGUGUUUUGCAGACAUUAGCUCCAAGGAAAGAGCUGCGGAAGAGGGUUGGGUUGGUUAGGCUUUCGAGUGGGAGUGUUGAUGCUCGGAAGAUAGAAUUGAGCGAGACGUGGGCUGCUCUGGAAGAAAGUGACAGUGAGAGUGAAGGAGAGGAGGAUGUGGAUAUGUCCAUGGAGGUGGACGACGAUGAUGAAGAUGAGAGCGGAGAGGAGGAUGACGAGGAGGAAGGUUUUGAUGAAGACGAGGAGGAAUCUGGCGAGGAAGAGGAGGAAGAGGAGGAAGAGCCGGUUGUUUCGAGCAAGCGGAAGCGGAAGGCUGGUUCCAAAACCAGUGCGCCUCCGGCGAAAAAGGUCGCGUUUGCACCCACCACGACGACAAGACCAUCCAAGUCUCAGCCUAGUUCCAAGGAGAAGACCUUGACCAGCGUUCUGAAGAAAUCUUCGGUCGCCUCGACAACGACAGCGACAAAGGCCUCCAGCGCUGCAAAGCCUAAAGGUAACAAGGCCGAGGCACACAAAAAGGUCGCCAACAAGGCGGCUUCUGCAAAAUUGAAGGACAACCAAUCCGGAGAUAGUUACGACUUUUCCAAGUUCUUCAAAUGA